Cercocebus atys (sooty mangabey) is the source of this 3013-nucleotide messenger RNA. RefSeq names its product zinc finger protein 596 (gene ZNF596). Gene Ontology annotation, molecular function: RNA polymerase II cis-regulatory region sequence-specific DNA binding; DNA-binding transcription factor activity, RNA polymerase II-specific. Gene Ontology annotation, cellular component: nucleus. The record is from RefSeq and is a predicted model, not a curated record. Bases 738 to 2036 code for a protein of 432 amino acids. The transcript is spliced from 3 exons. Gene Ontology annotation, biological process: regulation of transcription by RNA polymerase II. NCBI's taxonomy places the organism in Eukaryota, Metazoa, Chordata, Mammalia, Primates, Cercopithecidae.
UUACCUGACAGCCAUUUAUUUCCUUUUCACUUAUAUUGAUUUGUCCUCUCUCUAGAAUGUCAUCUUUUUGACCACAAUUUCACAUCCUUCUUGCUCUUCAAUCUCCCAAACUCAGAAAAGUUAUGAAAAUUCACUGCUUUUGAAUGCAUAAAUAAAUGUAUUGAUUUCUUUAAAGUAAUUGUUCUAUCAUAGGGACUGUUCUGCACAGAACCUAGAUUGUUCUGGUGGAGCUAGUAUUUAUUGCAUUAUUUUUUAAUAUAAUGUCAAACACUAUGACAACUUGUAAUUUCUCACUGUGAGAAAAUACAGGGAAAAUACUGAGUGAAAAUACUGAGGAUUUUCACUGCAAUAAGUGAAAAUACUGAGGAUUCUGCAAUCAGUAUUUGAAGUGAGGCAUGACCAUCAGCAAUUAUUGGUCUUUUAUGUCUGGGAACAAGUUCAAGAGUUUUCCUUUUGCUCAUAAAGGACUGUCAAUGUUGUCUUCAAGGUAAUCUUCCCAGGCUGACCUUCAGUGGCUAACUUAUCCUUCCCAGUAGCCUACCCUGUACCUGAUAACCUUGUACAUUUGUCAGCACAGAACUCAAAAUCCAUGUAUCUUUUUCCCAAAAACAGGCAAACAGCUCUGCAAAUCAGUUGUGCUUUCUCAUUUGCAGCAUGUAGAGAAACUUUCAACACAAGGAAUGAGCUUACUGCAAGGUGAGCUCUAAGAAGCAGUGCUCAAUAGGAGGAGGAGAAACAUGGCCAGUAGAGAAGGUGACAUUAAACAUCAAGAGAUACCAUUCAUUCAACAUACCUAUCAGAAGGGCACAUCCACCAUCAGCACAAUGAGAUCUCAUACUCAAGAGGAUCCUUUUCUAUGUAAUGAUUUAGGAGAAGAUGUCACUGAACAUACAGCAUUGACUCAAAAUGUGAUUACUUACAUGAGAAAGAAACACUUUGUAAGCAAAAAGUUUGGGAAAACGUUCAGUGACUGGUUAUCCUUUAGUCAACACAAGGAAAUUCACACCAGAUGUAAAUCAGAUGAAGGUCAUCUAUUUGAUUAUGCCUUUAUCCAAAACUCUGCCCUUAGACCACACAAUGUGACUCACACUAGAGUGAUAACAUUGGAAUGUCAUGUGUGUGGGAAAACCUUCAGCAAAAAUUCUAAUCUUAGGCGACAUGAGAUGAUUCACACUGGAGAGAAACCACACGGAUGUCAUCUAUGUGGGAAAGCCUUUACUCAUUGCUCUGAUCUUCGAAAACAUGAGAGAACUCACACUGGAGAGAAGCCAUAUGGAUGUCAUCUAUGUGGGAAAGCCUUCAGUAAAAGUUCUAACCUUAGACGACAUGAGAUGAUUCACACUAGAGAGAAAGCACAGGUAUGCCAUCUAUGUGGGAAAGCCUUCACUCAUUGCUCUGACCUUAGAAAACAUGAGCGAACUCACUUAGGAGAUAAACCAUAUGGAUGCCAUCUAUGUGGGAAGGCUUUCAGUAAAUGUUCUUACCUUAGACAACAUGAAAGAACUCACAAUGGAGAGAAACCAUAUGAAUGUCAUCUAUGUGGAAAAGCCUUCUCUCAUUGUUCUCACCUUAGACAACAUGAGCGAAGUCACAAUGGAGAGAAACCACAUGGAUGUCAUCUAUGUGGAAAAGCCUUCACUGAAUCUUCUGUGCUUAAACGACAUGAGAGAAUUCACACUGGGGAGAAACCAUACGAGUGUCAUGUAUGUGGGAAAGCCUUCACUGAAUCUUCUGACCUUAGACGACAUGAGAGAACUCACACUGGAGAAAAACCAUAUGAAUGCCACCUAUGUGGAAAGGCCUUCAAUCACUCUUCUGUCCUUAGACGACAUGAGAGAACUCACACGGGAGAGAAACCAUAUGAAUGCAAUAUAUGUGGUAAAGCCUUCAAUAGAAGUUAUAACUUUAGACUUCAUAAAAGAGUUCACACUGGAGAGAAACCAUAUGUAUGUCCUCUAUGUGGAAAAGCCUUUAGUAAAUUUUUUAACCUUAGACAACAUGAGAGAACUCACACUAAAAAAGUAAUGAAUAUGUAAGAGUCAUCAACCAUAGCGUUAACACUAAAUACACCCAAGGACUGACAUACAACAGGAACAUUAUGUCUGUAAUCAGUGUGGAAAAGCCUUUAUUUGUAAUCACCACUUUGCUCAACCUAAAUGAAUCCAAAGUAGGGAGAAUCCAUAUGUAUUUAAGCUGUAUGGCACAAACUAUGAGAGAAUGAAACUAUAGAUCAAAGGAAUGUGGAGGAGUCUUCAUCCAAAGCUCUAACUGUUAAACAAACAGGAGAAAUCACAUCACAAAAAUUCUGUACCUGUCGUCAAUGUGAAAAUGCCAUCCUUUAAACAAAUGAGUAAAAUCGACAGGCGAGCAACCAUAUGUCUGUAAUUGCUGUGCACUGUCAUUCAGCUAAGCACCAGUUUUGGUGUCUGCAAGAAAAUUCAUUAUCAGAUAACUGAUAAAAACAGGAAAUUUGUGAAAAUAUUUUUAUUAGGUGGAUGAGGCCUCUUGCACAAUUCCAGAAAUUCAUAGUAGAGAAAUUAUUCAGUGAGAAAUCCUUUUCUUAAUACAGCAGCACUUCUAUAAUAGAUCAGAAUUCACAUGGUGUAGAACGCUCAGUGACAUGAAUGGAGGGCAGUCCUCAGUAAAUUACUCAUGCCUUAGUCAAUACCAGCAUUUUUCCACUGAGAAAACAAUCUUGACAUGAUAGUAGAAGAACCGUCAGGCAGCUUUCCUGUCAAAAAAGACAGGGAAGAAAACUCUAAAAAGCCAUUGAGAUGUAUAGCUGGGGGACAAGACAUAAAGCCAUCAAGCACAUGCUUGAGAAAAAAAAUUAUGGUUUUGAGCAGACUUUCUACUUAAAAUAUGUUGGAUGAAAUGUACAAUUCUGAAAUAACCUGGGAAUAUUGAAUGCAGAAUUGUGUAAGAAGUAAUAAGAUUAAAUUAGUACUGUCAAAAAUGCAAGCAUUAAAUGUCGUUGCUGAAUAAUAGGUUGAUUAAACUCCAAUUUUUUGUU